Messenger RNA from Indicator indicator, 996 nucleotides. Its product is annotated as T-cell surface glycoprotein CD1b-3-like. Bases 1 to 996 code for a protein of 331 amino acids. Gene Ontology annotation, cellular component: external side of plasma membrane. The record is from RefSeq and is a predicted model, not a curated record. Gene Ontology annotation, molecular function: lipopeptide binding; endogenous lipid antigen binding; exogenous lipid antigen binding. Gene Ontology annotation, biological process: antigen processing and presentation, endogenous lipid antigen via MHC class Ib; antigen processing and presentation, exogenous lipid antigen via MHC class Ib; positive regulation of T cell mediated cytotoxicity. Lineage: Eukaryota; Metazoa; Chordata; Aves; Piciformes; Indicatoridae. The transcript is spliced from 5 exons.
AUGCAGUCCCCUCACCUCUUCCUCUUCCUCCCUCUCCUCCUCCCAGGGAUGUGGGCAGACUCAGAGGCAGAGCUGAAGGUUUUACGGGUGCUCCAGACCAGCCUCUUCACCAACAGCAGCUCUGCUGAGGUGUAUGGGCUGGCUCUGCUGAGGGACAUACCCAUCUACACAAUGGACCGUGUCAACUGGACGCUGUCCGUGCAGCAGCCCUGGGCCCAGCGGGCCGCUGCGGAGGGGGACGCCGUGAAGAUUGCUGCCCACUACAAAACAGCUCUGCGCAACAUGAUCCGCUACAUGCACGACACGGCCCAGGACAUGGCAAUGGAGUACCCAUUUGUGAUCCAGAUCCACGCAGGCUGUGUGGUGUACCCCAACGAGACAGCCUCGGGCUUUAUGGAUGUUGGAGCGGAUGGCAGAGGCUUAGUAGCUUUCAAGGCAGAAAGACGGCGCUGGGAGGCCCAGCAGCUCUCCCCACUAGCACAGUAUAUCAGCAAGUCCCUCAACAGAAACAAGUCUGUCAUGGAGCUCCUGGAGCAUCUCCUCACCAUCCUCUGCCAGAGCCACGUCCUCACCCUGUACAGGUAUGGGAAAGCUGAUCUGGAGAGACAAGAGCCCCCCGUGGCCGCAGUCUUUGCCCGCACAGCCAGCCCGGCCCAGCUCCUGCUGGUUUGCCGUGUCACCGGCUUCUACCCACGGCCCAUCAGUGUGGCCUGGCUGCAGGACGGCCAGGAGGUGCCCCCGGGCCCGGCGCUCAACACCAGCAGCAUCCUGCCCAAUGCCGACCUCACCUACCAGCUGCGCAGCUGCCUGGCCGUGCGCCCCCGGGAUGGGCACAGCUACGCCUGCCGCGUCAGCCACCGCAGCCUGGGCACCCGCAGCCUCCUCAUCCCAUGGGAGAACCACAGCCCAGUUCCGACCGUGGGCAUUGCUGCGGCAGUGCUGUUCAUUGUGGCCAUAGCCUCUGCUGGGGGCAUUUGGUGGUGGAAGUGUAGGUGA